Molecule: messenger RNA, 2154 nt
Organism: Pecten maximus
Lineage: Eukaryota; Metazoa; Mollusca; Bivalvia; Pectinida; Pectinidae
Product: fatty acid-binding protein 9-like
Exons: 4
Coding region: 87-515 (142 amino acids)
Biological process (GO): fatty acid transport
Cellular component (GO): cytosol; nucleus
Molecular function (GO): fatty acid binding
Source: RefSeq, a predicted model, not a curated record
CAUUCUGUGCAGCGACUGAGCUGGUCGGAGUGAAUUAACGCAUAAUACAUUGUAGAUAGCCUCGGACACCCAUCGCUCGUGAUACAAUGGAGGAAAUCAAAGAGAAGUUUGUUGGAACAUGGAAGAUGGUCAGAAGUGAAAACUUCGAGGAAUUCCUUGCGGAAGUCGGAGUGAAUUUCUUGAUUCGGAAGAUGGCAGCAUUAGCGAAGCCUACAACUAUUAUUUCUGUGGAUGAAGAGACAAUCACCAUAGAACAGAAAACUGGGAUACGAGACAAAGUGGAAAAUUUCAAAUUAAAUGAGGAAUUUGAAAAAGAGAUGGAAGGCACAAAAAUGAAGUGUGUGGCUGUGUAUGAGGACGGUAAGAUCAAGUACACCAACACCCCCGUAGAUCCAGAUUCUACCGUAAAACCUCAGACAGUCUACAGGGGGCGUUUUGGAGAGGAGCUAUUGGUACAAAUUGAAUGCGGAAAAGUGGUGUGCAAACGUUAUUUCGAGCGAGUUACCACUGCGUGAGAUGAAAAUUCUGUUGUUCAAUUGUUGUAGAAAUUGUACGCAUAAUAAAAUCAGAUUUUAUGUGUUUAUGUAAUUUGCGAAAAGAGAAUUGCGCAUUGUAAUGAUUAUUAAUGUACUUAUCAUUGUGAAGGUAGUAUAUACCAAACACUUCCAUUGGAGUUUCCAUUUUAGCAGCUUUUGGUUUUGGGAUUAUUUUUACGAACUUGAUAUCAAAAUAAUACGCGUGGGGGAUUUUCGCGAUCAAAAGGAUGCAUGCAUUCUAUCUUACAUCAUAUGUCAGCUAUGUACUCUAUUCUGUCAUACUUAUUUCACCUGUAACAUGUAGUUAAAAACUGUUUCCAUUUAACAAACUUUUUUGCGUAAUGGAUUCGGCAUCAGGCAAACAUCUCCAAACAGUUCCAGUAUUGUAUAGUUAAUUAAACAAAAUAUACAAAAAAGAAUUAUAUUCCCUGAAUGUUCUUAAAAAUAGCUGCUAUGUUCUACAUAUAGGAAUAUCAAAUAUCAAGUGAAUAUCUAGUCAUCUUUAGUUGACAUCUAGUCAUCCUCAAUGGAUAUCUAGUCAUCCUUAGUAAAUAUAUCGCCAUCCUCAAGUGGAUAUAUAUUCAUCCUUAGUGAAUAUAUCGCCAUCCUCAAUGGAUAUCUAGUCAUCCUUAGUGAAUAUCUCGCUAUCCUAAGUGGAUAUAUAGUCAUCCUUAGUAAAUAUAUCGCCAUCCUAAGUGGAUAUCUAGUCAUCCUUAGUAAAUAUAUCGCCAUCCUAAGUGGAUAUCUAGUCAUCCUUAGUAAAUAUCUCGCCAUCCUUAGUGGAUAUCUAUUCAUCCUUAGUAAAUAUCUCGCUAUCCUAAGUGGAUAUCUAGUCAUCCUUAGUAAAUAUAUCGCCAUCCUAAGUGGAUAUCUAGUCAUCCUUAGUGAAUAUCUCACCAUCCUUAGUGGAUAUCUAGUCAUCCUUAGUGAAUAUCUUUUGUUUACAGGAACAUAGAAAAUGGAUGUACAACAUAUAUUAAGCAUUGUUGAGAAGACAGUAUCAUCAGAAAGAGAUUACAAAUAGGUUCCUUAUAUAGUUUAGUAUCGGAGGUGCAACUGUUAUAACGAUACCUUACUGCCGUACACAUUGUAAAUAUAGUUAAUGUCUUAAAUGUAUCAUACAAAUUACACAAAUGGCAGUACCUUUAAGUAUGAAAUUAUUAAUUGUAAGGGAAGAUCAUAGACGAUGCCCAACCUAUCUUUCUAAUACCAAGGGCCCCAAUCGUGCUGAAUGUAUCUUUCAGUUACAUUUCACAAUUACCGUUGUCGUAACUAUUCCGAAACGUUACAAUCAUUAAAGCAUCUUUCCAUCGUUUAACUUUAAAUAUUUGAUGUUGUUUCGUUUCUGCCUAUUUUUUACUCAUUAUGUUAGGCCCUAAUGACUUUAAUAAUGUAGAUGUACCGUUAAGAAUUCAUAGCUAACUAACUAACUUUCAAGCAUUCAUAAACUAUCUAGUAAAAUUCAUAUAAGAAAAACCUCAUAUUCAGACAAUGUAUCACUGUUUUGGAGAGACGGAGGAAUUGAAGGGUCGAUAGGACUGCAUCUGAAAUGUUUUAGCAUUGUUUUGAUAACUAGCUUGAUGUAAUUACAAAGAAUAAUAAAUCACACAAAUAAAUA